AUGGCUAACCUAUUGGAGGCCAUAACGGAUCCCAAGACCACAUCGACCGGUGAUGUCGUCGACAAGCAAUCCAUGGAUGAGUUGAUAGCAAACGGAUUGUACGCCAAAGCCAUCCGCGGUCUCAGCCAUCGGAUCAACACUGAGUACAAGACAAUUGGCGCACAAAAUGGCGGCGAAUCGGUGGACCGACUGCACCGGUAUCUGCUGUUGAGGUCGUAUUGCUAUUACAAGUCACGUGUGGGUAAUGAGAGCCUCGAGUUGGCCAUCGAUGACGCCAUGGAAGCCAUCGGUGUCGCAGAUAAUCGCUUCCAAUCCUAUCUCAUGGGCGCUUUAAUACUCUUCGAGUGGAACCGAUUGGAGGACUGUCUGGAGAUGUUGGAGAAGUGCCUGAGACUCAACCCAUACAUGUCUCGCGUAUUGAAUCCGCGGAUUGUUUACCUGAAGUACAAGAUAUUGACUGAAAUCAUGGGCUUCCCCGAAGAGGUGUCCCUCAGGACUGCCAUUCAGUACCGAUAUCUCAACGAAUGCGUGGCGCGGAUGCGGAUGAAUGACUUGAGCGCCGACUCCAUUGACAACGACUUCAAUAUCUUGAGGCUUAUCGACGACUCAGAAGAAGCGGACAAUCAAUUGGUUCUCAAUAUUAAGAAUUCAAUGACCCAUUGCUUGGACUCAUCGACCGCUUCACCAUCACUAGUGGACUCAUUCGGUGAUAACCUCUCCACCGAUGACAACAACCACUCGACUAACCAUUCAAUAGAUCCCUUUCUAUGGCCGGCGUUAUCCAUGACUACCGGUCCGACGAUCAACCACUACGGCGCCGGCGAUCAUCACCCGGCGCUCCGACAACAGCAGUCAAUCGGUGGCCAUACGUCCACACCAUUCCCUACCGGAGCGCUCAAUCGCACCGUACACUCCAUGCCCGCCGGUGACCACCAAUCUGUGGACAGGGAGUCGAUCAUCGCUGACAACGUCUCAGAGAGUGGACAGUCGUCGCUGGACUUGGAGUUCAAGGAACUGCUGGUGAACACAGCACCGGUAGAGCAGCCGUGGAUACGCGUGAAGAGUAAAUGGCGUUCAAUACAGCAUUGGGUGGACGAGAGCGCCGGUAGUACUACCGGCGCCGGCAAACUGUGCUCAUUCGACGACCGCAUCUCGCACUCACAGACAGCGGCGGCACCGGUAGCUAAUUCAUCGCCCGUUAAAAGCCGGCAGAAGCUCGAGCGCCGGGAGUCCACGUCGAGCGUCAGCAGCAGUCACACCGUACAGUCAUCGGCGACGGCACCGGUAGCCGGCAAGCCCUCGCACGAGACCAAGGGCUACGUGAGCGGACCGGUGACUAACCUACUGAAACUCCGGGGCGUAUACGUGGGUCACCUCAAGACUAACUGUCCCCAGAAGGCGCUGCUGGACGUGUUCAAGCGGUACGGAUCGGUAGUCGACUUCUACCAGCCCUCCGGCGAGUGCUACGCCUUUGUCCACUACAAGAUCGCUGAGUCGGCCACACAGUUGGUGCACGACUGGAACGGUAGGGAGUGGGCGGAGGCGUGUAUGCCGGGCCGCAAAGUGAUCGCCCGGUUCACCGCCAGUCAGGACCAGAUGUCUAAAUACAAUGCCAUGAGUUAUGGCGAGUAUAAGAAGCGGUGCGUAGAGGAGCCGCACCGGGAGUGCGACCGGUGGCGGUCCGGCAAGAGGUGUCCCUACGAUAGGCAGUGCCCCUACAGGCAUGUGUUGGCUAAUAGGUCGGUGGAUACCCUACCGGAUAAGCGUAAGAGUAAGUGGAAGGUGUGA
Messenger RNA from Oppiella nova, 1788 nucleotides. The record is from the annotation of a GenBank genome assembly. Lineage: Eukaryota; Metazoa; Arthropoda; Arachnida; Sarcoptiformes; Oppiidae.